Molecule: messenger RNA, 1862 nt
Organism: Lutra lutra (Eurasian river otter)
Lineage: Eukaryota; Metazoa; Chordata; Mammalia; Carnivora; Mustelidae
Gene: WARS2
Product: tryptophanyl tRNA synthetase 2, mitochondrial
Exons: 6
Coding region: 35-1117 (360 amino acids)
Biological process (GO): mitochondrial tryptophanyl-tRNA aminoacylation
Cellular component (GO): mitochondrial matrix; mitochondrion
Molecular function (GO): ATP binding; tryptophan-tRNA ligase activity
Source: RefSeq, a predicted model, not a curated record
UCACUCAAGUCACUACGGCUCCUCCCCUCUCAAGAUGGCGAUGCGCUCAAUGUGGAAGGCGCGUGGCUGCUGGAGCUGCAUCCGGGCACUUCAUAAAGGACCCGAAGCUGCUCAGACUCCCCAGAAAGAUGCUGUGAAGCGAGUAUUCUCAGGCAUUCAGCCUACAGGAAUCCCCCACCUCGGCAAUUACCUGGGAGCCAUUGAGACCUGGGUGAGGUUGCAGGAAGAGUACAGCUCGGUGCUCUACAGCAUUGUUGACCUACACUCCAUCACCGUCCCCCAGGACCCAGCCGUCCUCCGGCAGAGCAUCUUGGACAUGACCGCUGUUCUUCUUGCCUGUGGCAUAAACCCAGAGAAGAGCAUCCUUUUCCAACAAUCUCAGGUAUCUGAACACACACAAUUAAGUUGGAUCCUUACCUGCAUGGUCAGAUUACCCCGGUUACAGCAUUUACACCAGUGGAAGGCGAAGGUUGCCACACAGAAGCAUGGUGGGACCGUAGGCCUGCUCACAUACCCAGUGCUCCAGGCUGCUGACAUCCUGUUGUACAAGUCCACACACGUUCCUGUCGGGGAGGAUCAAGUCCAGCACAUGGAGCUUGUGCAGGGUCUAGCACGAGAGUUUAACAAGAAGUAUGGCGAGUUCUUCCCGGUGCCCAGGUCCAUUCUGACAUCCAUGAAGAAGGUAAAAUCCCUCCGUGAUCCUUCUGUCAAAAUGUCCAAAUCAGACCCUGAUAAACUGGCCACGGUCAGGAUAACAGACAGCCCCGAGGAGAUCGUGCAGAAAUUCCGCAAGGCUAUGACAGACUUCACGUCGGAGGUGACCUACGAGCCAACCCGCCGAGCCGGGGUCUCCAACCUGGUGGCCAUUCACGCAGCGGUGGCCGGCCUCCCCAUAGAGGAAGCGGUCCAGCAGGGUGCAGGCCUGGACACGGCUCGCUACAAGCUGCUGGUGGCCGACGCCGUGAUUCAGCGGUUUGCUCCCAUCAAGAGGGAGAUUGAGAAACUGAAGACGGACCAGGGCCACUUAGAGAAGGUUUUACAGAUGGGGUCCGUCAAAGCCAAAGAACUAGCCCACCCCGUGUGCCAGGAGGUGAAGAAAUUGGUGGGGUUUCUAUAGGAAGCUUCCCCGCAUGGCAGAAAGGCUGUUAUGUCUUGCGGCCUGUGCACUCCUAAUUAAUAAAGGCAGCUUUCCUCCCAAAUGAAAAAUGAUGGCUUGGAGACAUUUAGUUCUGGUACACAGGACUAUUGGCUUCAUAUGAUCAAUAAGAAUUUGUAACUUUCCAAUAGAGCAGCGUUCUAAAUCCCAUCAGCAAAUGCUGUGGCCAAGAAAGAAAGAAAGAAGGCCUGACUCUGAAUCCUGAAUUAUUUGAGGCACACACCUUACCCUGAAUUUAGGUACACGAAUGUGAUUGAGGUGUAAUUUGGCAAAUAAGGAUAUCAUUUGUCUCUCUCUCUGGAGUACCUACUAUUAGGGGUGCUCACUUUAUGUGUCCCAGCCCUUUCAAACGUUUUCGUUUCGUUUUGUUUUGAAGUAAUCUCUACACCCAACGUGGGGCUCAAACUCACCACCUGGAGAUCAAGAAUCUCACGCUCCACUGACUGAGCCAGCCAGGUGCCCCUCUUAGUAGUACUUAGAUUCUUAGACUUAUAAUCCUCAGGAUGUCGUUUGGACACAUUUGUGUUGAGACUUUAUAAAAAUAAAUUGAUUAUUAUAGUUCAUUUGUCACUGAGAUAGUACCUGUCUAAAUGUAUUUCAGUUGCUUAACUUGUCCCUGAUGAAACCACACUGACUGUCCCAGUAAGUAUAGUUUUGUUUUGUUUAAUUCAGAAAUACAUGAUAUUAUCUUCUUUUUUUUUUUAAG